Vitis vinifera (wine grape) is the source of this 1503-nucleotide messenger RNA. RefSeq names its product protein SPOROCYTELESS. The transcript has 3 exons. Bases 169 to 1119 code for a protein of 316 amino acids. Gene Ontology annotation, molecular function: DNA-binding transcription factor activity. The record is from RefSeq and is a predicted model, not a curated record. Lineage: Eukaryota; Viridiplantae; Streptophyta; Magnoliopsida; Vitales; Vitaceae.
UCACCGCCAGUAUCGAAUCACAUCUCAUCAUGAACAGCUUUUCUUUUUUCUUCUAAGAUACUUGUGUCCGGGGUGUUGUGGACAAAGGGGAAUUUUUCGAAAAUAUAAUUUAUUUGUUUUGAAAAAAAAAAGGGAAGGAAAAACCUGGGAAGAAAAAGGUGUGCAUCAAUGGCAACUGGGACCUCUAUCUUCCUGUAUAAAUACCAAAUCAACUCUACUUUUCUCUCUAUACAAAACCCACAGGAAGCACUGGCCACUUCAUUACUUCUCAUGGCUUCUACAGAACCCACCAUGCCCAACCGUUCUUCAACAUCGCGGGCAAGAAAGACCGCUUCAGCGCAGAAGAAGCAGCCCCAGAGAGGAAUGGGUGUGGCCCAGUUGGAGAGGUUGAGGGUAGAAGAGUGGAAGAAGAUGACUGGGAUCACCCAUCUCCAACCAAUGAGUCUUCCCGGUCAUUUUCGGUAUCAGAUUCCCUACCAGUUUGCGGAGCCGCCUCCGGCGCCGGCCAGUGGUCCGGUGCAGCCGGGGUUGGGCUCGCCGGGGUGGGUUCCAAGGUUUGGGGGUGGUGGGUUUCAUGGGUUUAGUGGCGGUGGUGGGUUCAGGGUGGUGGAUCCGUACAGAAAUGAUGGAGCUGUGGGGGCUUUAACGGAGGCCUCGAGAGAGCUCUCUUCAAUGCCAAAGAUGGAUUGUGUUUUUGAUCGCUGUGAUGUCUGCUUUAAGAAGAAGAGAAUGAAUGCUGACAAUUUAGGGUUUAGUGGAGGAAGAGAGAAGUAUGCAGAGACACCACCCAUCAACAGCUUUGAUUUUCUGGGAUUGGACAUGGCCAAUGACGAGAACCGAGAUUUAAGCCGUAGACGAUCACCCAUGACUGCUACUUACGCUUGUUACAACCACAGCGAGGAUGCGGAGGUUGUUGCAGUUCAUAGGAAGGGAAACUCUGUGAAUGGAAGAAUUUUUAUGGAGUAUGAGUUUUUUCCGGGGAAAGGAGAAGCUUCAACUUCAGUGGUUGGUGGUGGUGGUGAAGCUUCUCUUGCAAUACCAACUGCUGAAGCUGCUACUACCACUAGUAGUAGGAAUGCUUCUAAUGUUGUUGAUUUGUCCCUCAAGCUUUCAUAUUAGAAGCCAAAAGAAGGAUCUGUUUUUGUUGUUUUUGCUUUUGUGUUUUAUCAUGUUUUCAUUUUUGUGUGUAAUGCAUGUGAUCCAGAACCCAACCUCACAGCUUUCUCAUUACCCUUUUCUUGUGAAAAGCUAAUACCCCUACCCAAAUUGACCAAUACAUAUUCUGAUUCUUGGCAAAAUCUCUCUCUCUCUCUCUCUCUCUCUCUCUCUCUCUCUCUCUCUCUCUCUGAUUGUGUCAGUGAGUAGGCCUUUUAUGAUCUUGCCUUUAUUUCUCAUUUAAUCCAUAUUGUUCUUUUGAAUCUGUUAUGGCUCUGGAUAGGUAUGUACCAUAAUUCCAACCACUUUUAUGUCACAUAAAAUUAAUGUGUUAAUGUUGUUUGAUCA